Molecule: messenger RNA, 1410 nt
Organism: Serendipita indica DSM 11827
Lineage: Eukaryota; Fungi; Basidiomycota; Agaricomycetes; Sebacinales; Serendipitaceae
Source: the annotation of a GenBank genome assembly
AUGGAUCCUCAGGGAUCAUCCUCUUCUGCACGAAACUCAUCAAACAAGAGGACGCAAGCAUAUACCACGGCUGGCAUCCUUCUCGACGGGAUAGCAAAUGUAGCCGAGGCAUCAGAUAUCCUUGCUCCUCUCAAGGCAGCCUGUAAAACCACCAAAUCAAUCCUCGAUGUCAUGCAGGCUAUCAACGACAACCAAGAAGAAUGGGUCGACCUAACACGACGCCUGAGAGAAUACAUGUCAUCCAUCGAGAGCCAAAUGAAGUCAUUCGAGGAGUAUCCUCCAGCGGAGAGGGUCGUCGACAAAGCAUUCAGUCAACCACUCAUUGAAUACGUAGAGUCCCUCGAAGAGAUACAUGACAAGAUCGUCAACCUAAAGGAGAACCGCAGCCGCAGCAAACUGGGCUUCCUCAAAAAGUUCAGUAAUGUGAAAAUGGACGCGGGAGAGAUUCUCAAAAUCAGUCGAGGCAUCGAUGACAGGCACAAACAGUUCAUGAAUGCUUUGAGCCUCUUUACUGCAUUGCGUGUGCAAGCCAUGGAACGGAGUGCCAAAGCAGAGGCCCAGGCCGCUGCGAUCCUCCAGCUACCUAUGGUCACAUUUGUUGCAUCUUCGGUUCAUACUCCUUGUCUGCAAGGAACCCGUCACGCCGUUCUUGACAAGAUCCGGCGCUGGGCCGAGGAUGAUAUGUCGGACAAACCAAUAUUUUGGUUAUGCGACAUCGCUGGCUCUGGCAAAUCGUCGGUUGCAAUGUCCGCAGCAGUGUCGUGGCGAGCCGAGGGAACGCUAGGGGCCCAGUUCUUCUUCUCGAUGGCCAGCGCCGAAGCAUCGAAUACAGAAAAGCUUUGCCCGACCAUAGCCAGGGAACUCGCACGCCACAUACCCGAACUGGUACCAUACAUCGCCGACGCCGUGAAGCGAGAUCCAGUGAUCACGCGAAACAAGCGCAUAAUUAUCGUUAUCGACGCCAUCGACGAAUGCAAAUUAGGAUCACAGCGAAGAGAACUUGUGGAGACCCUUGCUAAGGGUGUUCGAGAGAGCAAGAACCUCAAGAUCUUCAUGACGAGUCGACCGGAUCCUGUCAUUGAAGCAGUUUUGAAAGAGCUUUCGAACAAAGAAAAGCUAGAAGACCGGCUGCACGAUCCCAACCAUUCGGAUAAUAUCGGUGACAUUGGGGUCUAUGUACAUCAGUCGUUGUAUCGAGUUCUAGCCCACGACAAGAGACAACGAUUGGUCGAAAAGGCCAACGGUCUGUUCAUCUGGGCGAGCACCGCAUGCCGAAUGCUCACGAGCGAAACCAGCUGGAGCUCGCCCAAUGACACAUAUGACCAGCUGAUUUCUAUGGAUCAGCCAGGUGCCAUAGACGACGUAUACCGUCUCGUCUUCGAACGUACAGACCCAACUACUACACGGUGA